AUAUGCUGUUGGCCAACACUGGUUCUAGUGUUUUGCAUUGGCAGCACACUGUGCAGAGACCAUUUCAGUUUCAAAACGAUGUCGGUGGCCAAGAAGCACGUGUUGGGAUUCUCACCGAACGGUGGCAAGUUCUUUGCCUUAGUUGAUGAGAACGGCAUACUACGAGUAUGGGACACUGAGAACAAUACAUUGAAGCAGGAAUUCACGCCGAAUCUGCAAGUAUCUGGUGGCUGUAAGGCGCUCACGUGGGUUACGGUUGCCGCAUCGCGUCCCAAGAAGAUUCGCAAAUCGUUGCCACCUGGAACACUAAUUCCAGAAAAGCUGUACAUAGCUCUUGGAACGACUAAGGGUUUGGUUGUGCUCUACUCAUUGGCCUCAGGAAACAUUGAACGCACUCUUGGUGAUGAUAGCCACAAUGGACCUAUUACGUCCAUAGCCUAUGACAACAAUGGACAUUUGUACACGGUGGGUACCGAUUGUCGGGCUCUAGUUUGGUCCCUAGCAGAGGAGCGCCGCAUUGGCGAGUGGUCAGUGGGGCCAGAGAAGCCUUUAAAUAUCACAUAUUUGCCCAAAAGUCGCACCUUAGCUAUUGCCUCGCGUCAAAUCAAGAUCUAUGACGUGGACACCAAAGAGCUGGUAGAAACGUGCACAGGACACUCGGGGGAAGUUAAUUCCAUUGGCAGUUUUACAUACCAGAAUAAUGUAGAGUACGUGCUGACCACGGCCAAAAUGGAGCGUAUUAUCUCGUUAUGGAAGGUGAACAAGAAGGGACGCAACAAGGCAUCCACCUGCACCCUGCUAAUGGAAGAUGUGGCUCACAGUUUGGCUUGCGAGGUGCGCGACGAUGGACAGUUGCGUGUGGCAAGCGUUACACGCAAUGGCAACAUUCACAUCUACCUGUUGAAUGUGGAGAGUUUGUCGUCUGAGAAGUAUAUUAAGCCCAAGGUAACGCUACAAAUCGCUUCGGAUGGAGCGGAUACUGUGGAGCCAAUCCUCGCAGUCGCUGCUCACUUUGUCUACGAUGAGCAGCGUGCUCACGAGAUACUCUUUGGCUACGGCACGCGCAGUCUGGUGACAUUCGAAAAAUACACGCCCAACUACAGCGAGAAACUCAAUGUGAUUGUACGAACGGAUCCAAAGAAGUUGUACGCGAAGAAGAAGCGUAGCGAUCAGAGUGGCACACAGGAAGCACUCAAGACCAAGAUACCUAUUGUUAGCAAAACGGAGGUGGAGUACAAUAGUGCAUUGCCCAUUUCAAAGAAAAAGGUGCAGAACGAUGUGCCCAUGGAAGCCCGUUUAGAGAGCUUGACCAUUGAGGCAAGCAAGCUGCCUGAUGGCAAACUGCAAAGCCAAAGCAAGACGCAACUUUUAAUGCAGGCAUUGCACAGUCAGGAUCAAACCAUGUUGAAAGCGGUCUUGGACGCCAACGAUCGGGAGACCAUUAAGUUAACUUUGGAACGCUUGCCACUUGAGUACAUAAGUCCUUUAUUGAAUGAGCUGUCCACAAUGCUGCAGGGCAAGGCCGUCAAUGUUCGCUGUGCCUUGUUCUGGCUAAAAUCGCUGGUUACGACACGCAUGAGUGUUUUAAUGUCCGAAGACAAAGAGGAAUUGCGCGACAAGCUGGGAAUCUGUCUGGGAAUUGCAGAACAUCGUUUGCAUUGCAUUACAGAGGCAAUACAAGUGUCGGGUCGGGUUCAACUUGUCAUAAAUCACAUGAGACUCAACGCAAACAAUCACUUGAAUGAAGACGGCGUAUUAAUUGUUGAUGACGAUCAAGAUGAGGUAAAUGCAUCCCAGAUUACUGAUAAAAACUGGAGUGAUGUUGAGGAUGAAGAUAUCAACACAAAUCUCGUUUUGGACGAUGAUGAUGAAGACAACGACGAAGACGAACAAAUGGAAGCCGAUGAUGAUGUAGCAGCCGAUGUUGAGGAUCUGGCAAUGACACAAGAUUCAUCGGAAGACGAUGAAAAUGAGUCGGACACAGAUGCAUCUGCUGGUUAAUAGAAGUCAACCAUGUGUGACUGUGCAAAUAGUUAUCUAAAUCUAAGACCAAUUAAAAAAAGUUUUCCGGUUUUAAUCCAUAAAUAGAAGAA
Messenger RNA from Drosophila sulfurigaster albostrigata, 2093 nucleotides. RefSeq names its product WD repeat-containing protein 43. Gene Ontology annotation, molecular function: protein binding. Lineage: Eukaryota; Metazoa; Arthropoda; Insecta; Diptera; Drosophilidae. Bases 79 to 2001 code for a protein of 640 amino acids. The record is from RefSeq and is a predicted model, not a curated record. The transcript is spliced from 7 exons. Gene Ontology annotation, biological process: maturation of SSU-rRNA from tricistronic rRNA transcript (SSU-rRNA, 5.8S rRNA, LSU-rRNA). Gene Ontology annotation, cellular component: nucleolus.